AUGAUGAUGAUGGAAGCAUCAUCGAACAGUCGAGAUGGAUUGUCAUCGACAUCAUUACAGUUAUCUGUUGAACAAUGGGAAUUAUUAAGACGUUUACGUAAUAGUCAUUUAACGAAAGCACAAAUUAUUCGAGCUUAUGAUGAACUUGAUCGACUUGACCGUGAACUUGGAAAUCUAUUUAAUACAGCGCCUCCGCUAUCGUCAACAACGGCUCCUUCAACUGAUCCUGUAUCACCAUCAGCUAUGAUCAACCAACAGAUAUCUCCGUCAUCAUUAUCGGUACAAACGAAUAAUAAACGACCACAUAGUCAUACUGUUAAUGGACUAGCAUCGAGAUCUUCAUCAACAACAUCGAAUGGAUAUCAUACACAUUUACAUCAACAAACACCGUCCCCGAGUGUAAAUGUUCGUUCAAGAAAUAGUGUUAAUGAAAUGAACUCAACAAAUAUGAAUCAAUAUGAAACAAUGAAUCAAAAUGAUAUUGAAGACGAAACAAAAGAAUUACAAGAACUACUUUCUAAGGGUGAUGUUGCUAUUCACAAUGAAAUAUCUGUAUUCGUCUAUCGAUAUGAUCUUAAGCAAUCACAAAUUGCUCGAAUGGCUUCUGUUAAUCAAGCCUAUGUAUCAAAAUUCUUACGUGGUGAUUUAUUUGAUUUAUCUGAAAAUGGCCGAAUGGCCAUAUGCCGUUGGUACAUAAGAUAUAGAAAAAUAGUUCAAUCAAUGGGUAAUGGUGCACCGUCUGCUGAAUUAUUAGCUAAUUUAACAUCAUCAUGUGAACCACCGACAAAAGUGCCUCGUAUUUCUGAAUCUCAAACGAAUACUAAUGUAUCACCUGUUUCUUUCGAUGCACCAAAACGUACACGAUUUACCUUUCGACCCGAACAUCUUGAUAUUCUCGAAAAAGCUUUUCUCGAUAAUCCAUAUCCUGAUCCACGCCGUCGUGAAGAUAUAGCUCGUGUAUGUAAUGAAGCACGAACACGUAUUGAAGGUACAAAUGAAGUAUUAAAUGAACGUGAUCGUGUCACAGAUGCUAUUGUCACACAUUGGUUUCAAAAUAAAAGAAAAAUGGCUAAGAGUCAAAGAGUAUCAAUCCAUGAUGAUUCGAUGCCAUUGAAUAUAGCCAAUAAUAGUAAUAAUCAAAUGUCAACAACGAAUGAUUUUGAAAAUAUGAAUGGUGAUGAUGAUUUACAUAUGCAACAGCAAAAAUCAAUUGCACCUAUGGGUGAUGUUGAUUGUUACGAUACAUCAGCAUCAUUACUCGAUCCGCAAAUGGCUGCUUAUCGAGCUAUAAUGAGUCGGAUGGUUCCUUUUGCUAAUAAUGUCAAUGGUAUUAAUUCACCGAAUCGACUUGUUAAACAAGAACCAUAUCAUACACACGAUGAAUCAAGUCAUGAUGAUGAAUCGAACUCUUCAUCACCAUUAAAUGAUCAUUUGUCACCGUGA
Molecule: messenger RNA, 1443 nt
Organism: Rotaria socialis
Lineage: Eukaryota; Metazoa; Rotifera; Eurotatoria; Philodinida; Philodinidae
Source: the annotation of a GenBank genome assembly